AUGCCAUCAUCACCUUCCACUAUUAGCUUAAAUACAGAAUCACACUUACCAGCUUUGAAUGUUGCGCGGGAGGCGAAUGCCUUUUUGCCCGCGUCCACCAAGGCUGGAAAACCGAGAGUUCGCAUGAGAUGGAGCAAAGAGGUAAACUCAUUUAUCAUGCGAACAUAUUACUAUAUUACCAAUUUAGAGACUGACAUGACCACAUAUAGACAGAAGAUGCAUGAACUUUUUACACAAGAAUACCCAGGGAUUACGGUUACAGAACAGCGAAUUUCCGAUCAGAGAAGAACUAUAGUAAAAAACAAACUACUAACCGAAGACGAAUUGAACCGAUUAAAAGAAGAAGCACGUAUACAGCUACAACAACACGACGUUACUACACCAUUACCCCGAAAUCCGUCUCAUUCAGAAUUUCACUCUCAAACAGAAUCUUUUACAAUACCAAACACACAAAACACACACACAUCAGAUAUGUCAACACAAACUGAAUCUGUAACGAUAAUAUUAGAAAACGAAGUUAAUACUUUAAACGCACAAAAUCCGAUUACUGAAACGUACAUACAAGAAAUAUAUGAUAAAUUUAGUACAACUUUAUUGCAAUACUCAGGAACGGAUCCACUAAUACGUCCUCGACUUCCUAAAAUAAAAUAUAGCCCACAACUCUACAAUUUAAUUCAAAUAUUUAACCAAAACAUAUUAAAUAGAUUUAUUUCAGAAGAUACACAGCUAAUAGACAUACAUACCCUCAUAUACUGUACAGCAUUAGUAAUAACAGAAGAAGUAAAUCCUAAACAAAUAGAAAAUAUGCAACGCACAAAAACUAAGCAAACUAAUAAACCACCGUGGCAACAAAGACUCGAAAAAGAUAUCGAAAAACUCAGAGCGGACUGCGGUAGACUAACUCAGUAUAUUUACAAUAAUAAUAGAUCAAAUAAAGUAGUAAAAAGAGUAGAAGAAAUAUUCCAAAAUUGUAUUAUACACACUAAACAUGACAAAAAUAAUAGAAAGCCAGAAGAAUAUUUGGACACGUUAAAACAAAAACUCGCUCUUAAAGUUCAUAGACUCCGAAGAUACAAAAAAGCACAACAGCGAAGAAAUGAUAACGCCAUCUUUACAACGAAUGAAAAACUCUUCUAUAGAAAUUUACAAAAACCACAUACUCCCACUAACACAGUAACUGACAGGAACACAGACGUACCUACUAAACAAGAUCUAGAAGUAUUUUGGUCUGGUAUAUGGGAAGAACAGGUAAGCCAUAAUUCAAAAGCAUUAUGGAUAAAUGACGAAAAAAUAGAAUUUAGUAUAAUAAAAGAGAUGGAAUUUGUAGAGGUAACCGAAACAGAUAUAAAAAACAUAACAGCAAAAUUACACAACUGGAAAUCACCAGGCAUUGACAAGAUACACAACUUCUGGUAUAAAAAAUUAACAUUACAUAAAUGCAUAGCGAAAAAUCUAACACAUGUCGUAUUAGGACAACAGAAAAUACCCGAAUUCAUGACAAUAGGAAUAACUUACAUGCUACCAAAAACCAAACACUCACCACAACCUUCCCAAUACAGACCAAUCACAUGCCUACCUACAAUAUACAAAAUCUUAACAUCAGCCAUUACAAACAAAAUUAACACACACAUAGAACAACACAAUAUAAUAGCAGAAGAACAAAAGGGGUGCAGGCGGGCCCAUAUGGGAUGCAAGGAACAAUUAGUUAUUGAUUCCACAAUUCACAAACAUGCUGCCACAAAAAAUAGAAAUCUCCAUUGCACUUAUAUAGAUUAUCAGAAAGCUUUUGAUAGUAUUCCACACUCUUGGUUAAUUCAAAUAUUAGAAAUAUAUAAGAUAAACCCAAAAAUAAUAGACUUCUUGCGUAAAAUAAUGUCAUACUGGAAAACAACACUACAUCUUAACUAUGGCCAAAAUACUAUCGUUACACGACAGAUACAGAUUAAGAAAGGGAUCUAUCAAGGUGAUUCCUUGAGUCCCCUAUGGUUCUGCCUCGCCCUUAACCCCUUAUCGCAUCUAUUACACCGUUGUCGAAUUGACUAG
Molecule: messenger RNA, 2043 nt
Organism: Vanessa atalanta (red admiral)
Lineage: Eukaryota; Metazoa; Arthropoda; Insecta; Lepidoptera; Nymphalidae
Exons: 3
Coding region: 1-2043 (680 amino acids)
Source: RefSeq, a predicted model, not a curated record